CCCCCUGUUCCCUCAUCAGCACCAGCGCAACACACACAGAGAGCGAGCGAGCGAGAUGUCGGCGGCGGAGGCGGACGGGGACGCCCCGAUCGCGGCGUUCGCGGUGUCCAAGGCCGGCGUCGUGCUCAAGCACAUCUUCCUCAACGCGCCCCCCGCGCUGGAUCCGGCGGAUCGCGGCGGGGCGGUGGGAGCCGAGGAGGAGGAGGAAGAAGACCCGCCGGUGACGGUGGGGCGGCACCCCGACUGCCACGUGCUCGUCGACCACCCCAGCGUCAGCCGCUUCCACCUCCAGCUCCGGGCCCGGCGCCGCCAGCGCCGGAUCACCGUCACCGACCUCCGCUCCGUGCACGGGACUUGGGUGUCGGGGCAGCGGGUCCCGCCUCACACGCCGGUGGAUCUGGCCGCCGGUGACACGCUGCGGCUCGGGGCCUCCAAGAGGGAGUACAGGCUGCUCUGGCUGUCGCUGCGCGAGGCGCUUGAGAUGGAGGAUGCGCCGUACAUGCCAACGCUGCCUGAGGACAAAGAGGAGCCCCAUGCUUAUCAGGACGCCAGCAGCCAGUUGGUGGCUCCUGAGCAGAGGGAGUCAGCAGACAUGAAGGCCCAUCGGGAGACAAGUCAACAAAUUAUGUUAGAAGAAAUUGCUUUUCCAGCCAAAGUGAUCCCCUCAGCACCACCAUUACCUGACUUUGCUCAUUCCUUUUCUGUGGAAGAUUCUUCGCUUUCCCAAUUUCAUGAGAACAUUGAGGGAGUGCCAGAGGAUAAGUUAGUUGACAAGAAUCCAAUUUCACAAUCUUUUGGCUCUCUGAUCAUACAGCAAAUGCCAGCUGCAUUGCCAAAAGCUGGAAGACCAGCCCAGUCAGAUCAAGUGUCGAAGAGGUCCAAGUUAAAGUCAGUCAAACCACUUCGUAUUGACACUGGCAGGAGCAGUGAUACAAGCAAUGCUCUGAGCUAUAGUGUUCAGAAAGGAGAGCAAAAUGAGAUUCUUGUAUGUUCUCAGAGCUGCGGGACAGAGUGUGCUGCCUGCAUAGCUUUAUUUGGUAUUUCUGAAUAUGAGAGAGCUGAAGAAAUGGAAGAGAUGAUUGCAGAAGUUAAGGGCCAUAUGAAUCCCCCAGCCAGCAUUACCAUGGAGGGAAAUAAGAAAAAGCCAAACACUGAGAAUUAUGUCCCACAACAUUCAGUUGAUGCAAAGUUGCUGAAGAGACAUGGCCUGUUUGAUUCUGCUCUCCCUUUGCAUUUCAUAGAUGAUGCCUUUGCAGAAAAAGAAAUUCCACAAUGGAAUGCUGCUACGGUUAGUACAGAAUCCGAGACUGUUCCAGAAAAUCUUGUAACACCAGAAAUGAAGCAUGAUGGUUUGGUCCAUCUUAACUUGGAGGGAAGUCUCUCAAACAAGGAGAACACGCUGGCAAAUAAGAUUUCUGAGGAUUCUGAGAACUAUCAGCUUGACAGCACAAAUUGUGGGAAUAUAUUUGACAAUUUUGAUUCUGAAGAAAUUGAAGGAAAUGAAGAAAUCAGUCCACUGGACAAGGAGAAUAUCACCCCCAAUGUAUCAGGUAACAUAGUAAUGGAGAGGAGCCACAUAGGUCUGAAGCCUACCAUUUCCCAAGAGUUGAUGGAUUCCAUUUCCCCUCUGAAUUUAGAUCAUGACAUUCCAGAAAAUGAGAACUCCAUACUGAAAGCUGGAAAUCAGAUGAAAUCAAAUGAACCUGUCUCCGGGAAUCUUAGCCUGCUAACUCCAGUUGAUAAAAAACUGCAGAAGUGCCAGACGGAGUGUAUGCCCAUUUCACAUCUGGAAUUCAAAGAUGACAUCUUUCCGGAUAGGGAAAACUCAGUGCUGGCUCCUGGAAAGUAUGAGGCUAUCUCCCCUGUGAAGCAGGAAGAUCUGUUCUCAGACAAGGAGAAUGUGACUCCUGCUUCUAAGGUAAAGCCCGUUGUUAGGAGAGUUCUUGGGUCAAGGAUGGAUAAUUCAGUGUCAGCAAAGAACACUUCAAAUAAGGAGAAAACAAAGUCUGAAAAAUUCCAUACGGUAGAUUAUGAUGUUUUCUAUUCAGAUAAGGAGAAUUUGACCCCUGUAUCUUCAGGGGGCAUGAAAGCAAGGAAGUGUCUUCCCAAGAACCUGGUAGUUGAUGCAGAUCAAGAUCAGGAAGCAUUCUGCUCUGACAAGGAGAACUUGGCACCACUAUCAUCUGCCGCUCGGAAAACAAGGGAUGUGUCUGAAAACCGUGUGCGACUAGAAAGUGCAAUCACAAAGAAAAGGGUUGCUGAUAGGAUCCCCUUCCAGACUCUUCUGUCAAAUUCUCCUUUGAGACCUGCUAGCUCGCUUGAUUGUAACUGUGCUGUUGCUAGGCCAGCUGACAUCGCUGCUGGUGACUUGGCGAUCAAGUUGGAAGAUAAACUUAACAAAAUUGCACAUAAUAACCAAGAAUCAGGUAGGGCUGGACAAGGGAUGAAAGCCUGGACAAUGGUGGCCAACACCGACAGCCUUCUUGAUGAUGAAUCUGUGAAGUCUAUAAUGUUGUUAAAAGGCAUAAAAGGAACUCAUCUGUUCAUACCAAGGAUCGUGAUCAGGGAGCUGGAUUCCAUGAAGCAGAGGGAGGGCCUGUUCAGGCGGUCCACCAAGGCGACCUCCACGCUCCAGUGGAUCGAGGAGUGCAUGGCGACCGAGAGCUGGUGGAUCCACGUCCAGAGCUCGUCCGAGAUGCUCCCCGUCGCGCCGACCCCGCCCGCCACCCCUUCGGCGCAGCGUGUCGACGAAGAAAUCAAGGUCGGGUCCGGCUCCUUCAACCCGAUGGCCUUGUUCUCCCCUAGAGGCUUGUUCUCCCCGAGAGGCUUCGAGCUCGCGGACAUCGUGUCCCCGAAACCCGAGGACCGCGUGCUCGACUGCGCGCUCCUGCUGACCAAGCUCAGGGGCGACCACAACAUCGUGGUCCUGUCCAACAGCGUGGCGCUCAAGAUCAAAGCCAUGGCGGAGGGCAUGGUUUGCGAGGGGGCGAGGGAGUUCCGGGAGUCCCUGAUGAACCCGUGCUCGGGGCGGUUCAUGUGGGCGGCGAGCGCGCCGCGGGGGCCGGCGUGGUCGCGCCUGGACGCGGCGGCGCUGGCCGAGGACUACUACAACAGCCGCCACCACCACCAGGCGAGGAAGAGGCGGCCCGCGGCCGCAGAGGCCGCCAAGGGCCUGAAGCUGAUCCUGCGGCACAACUCCCUGUACGCGCAGGCGACGGACGCGGCCGCCAGGAUGACGCCGCCGCCGCCGCGGCCGGUGUCGCUGGCCUGAAGCUGAUCCUGCGGCACAACUCCCUGUAUGUGAGAAGUGAACCUCGCGCUUGCCGUUGCCGGCUCCAUGGGUGGAGCCUCGUGCUUUUCACAGCGUUGUACAUACGGAGUUGGUAGUUAAUUUUGUACCCUGGGGGGUGGUGAAAUUCAUUUCGCUAGCAACUGAAGGUGUACCGUGAACGUUCCGUCGUUGGCGGGCGAAGCCGUGGGCGCGCACGCUUGAACGGGUUGGUGAGGCGCUUGCAGGGGCUGCUGGUUGGUUGGUGUCUUGGUGAGGUCUGGGGACGGGAGUAGAAGUAGAAGUAGAAGCACACGCAGAGGCAGAGGAUAUGGUUUUGCCCGGGGGACAGAAGAAUCUUACUGCUGGAGCGUGGAGGAAUGUUUCUGCGCGCAUAUAAAAUGGUCUGAGGGCUGGGCAAUUAUUUUGUCCCCCGAAGCGCC
Panicum hallii is the source of this 3711-nucleotide messenger RNA. Its product is annotated as FHA domain-containing protein PS1. Gene Ontology annotation, molecular function: protein binding. Bases 56 to 3271 code for a protein of 1071 amino acids. NCBI's taxonomy places the organism in Eukaryota, Viridiplantae, Streptophyta, Magnoliopsida, Poales, Poaceae. Gene Ontology annotation, cellular component: nuclear membrane. The transcript is spliced from 7 exons. The record is from RefSeq and is a predicted model, not a curated record.